AUGCUAACAAGAGGUAAAGUUAUAGUAAUAAUAUUUUUAUUUUCUACCAUUUUAUGGAUAUAUAAUUUCGACAAAUAUAAAAAAUCAAAUUCUUUAAUUAAAUGGAUACUAAUUCCCAUAUAUCUUGUAGGUUUGUUGUCUGCAUAUGCAAUUGUGUCCAUAUCCAUAAGUUUGUACAAUUUUAAUAACGUUCCUAAUGGUCAUGAAGCUUUAUUAGACGAAAUUAAUAACAUCAAAAAGGAACUCGAAAAGAAAAAAUUUACCUUUAGUUAA
Messenger RNA from Plasmodium malariae, 273 nucleotides. RefSeq names its product dolichol-phosphate mannosyltransferase subunit 3, putative (gene DPM3). Bases 1 to 273 code for a protein of 90 amino acids. The record is from RefSeq and is a predicted model, not a curated record. NCBI's taxonomy places the organism in Eukaryota, Apicomplexa, Aconoidasida, Haemosporida, Plasmodiidae. The transcript is spliced from 3 exons.